Molecule: messenger RNA, 2853 nt
Organism: Knipowitschia caucasica
Lineage: Eukaryota; Metazoa; Chordata; Actinopteri; Gobiiformes; Gobiidae
Source: the annotation of a GenBank genome assembly
AUGUCGUCCCUACCUGUGCCCCCUCUCUUGCCUGUCUUCACUCUUUGGCUGGCGGCGCUGGUGACAGUGCUGAAAGCUGUUGGGUAUGAAGUGAAACGGAAUAGAAUUUUUAUACCAUCAGCAACUGCUUCAAAAACCUGUAACAAGUGUGUGUGUUCAACUGUGUGCGCGUGUGGAGCUCUGCAAGAACUUCUAAGUGACGACGACAAGAGAAUCGAGAACCAGUUAAAGCACGCUCAAGUCAUGUCCUCUGUGCCCAAAAUGGAGCGGGGCUCGUCUGAACCCCGACCUGCUCAUACCUCCACUGCUCCUGUUCCCAUCCCUCGCUCCUCUUCUGUAUCAUGUCAUCCGCAUCCUGGAAGUAAAAAACACAAGCGGACCCCCCUGUAUCAGAGAUCCAUGAGUUUUGAUCCAAACAUGCUCCAUAGUAAUGGCCAUACUGCCUUUGCCAAUGGAAGUGGGCCGGGCAUUCGAGAGACUGGGAUGGUGGAGAAGCUCCUCACCUCCUAUGGCUUCAUUCAGUGUUCAGAGCGUCAGGCCAGACUCUUCUUCCACUGCUCUCAGUAUAAUGGCAACCUACAGGAGCUCAAAGUUGGAGAUGAUGUGGAGUUUGAGGUGUCCUCUGACAGGCGCACUGGCAAACCCAUAGCAGUGAAGCUGCUUAAGAUAAAGCCAGAGGUGCUGCCAGAGGAGCGGAUCUCUGGCCAGGUGGGGCCAGACCUGCACGCCUAUGCCUUAACUAUGCUGCAUGGUUAUAUUCAUCCAGUUGUCUCUGCCAUUCCUGCUUACCUGGAUGGGAAAUCUGCUCCAGGCCAGGUCCCCACCGGAAGUGUUUGCUAUGAACGAAAUGGAGAAGUAUUUUAUCUGACCUACACCCCUGAUGAUAUAGAGGGAAAUAUUCACCUGGAUUCAGGAGACAAAGUCAGCUUUUACAUGGAGACCAACAAGCUUACUGGAGCAGUGAGCGCUCGCAACAUUCAACUUGUAAAAAAGAAACAAAUGAGGUGCCAAGGUGUGGUGUGUGCAACAAAGGAAGCUUUUGGAUUUAUUGAAAGAGCUGAUGUGGUGAAGGAGAUUUUCUUUCACUACAGCGAGUUUAAAGGCGAUUUGGAGGCUCUGCAAGCUGGAGAUGAUGUGGAAUUUACCAUCAAAGACCGAAAUGGAAAGGAGGUGGCUACAGAUGUGAGGCUGCUUCCUCAGGGCACCGUCAUCUUUGAAGAUAUCAGCAUCGAACAGUUUGAAGGCACUGUCACCAAAGUAAUCCCCAAGGUUCCAACCAAAAACCAGAAUGACCCUCUCCCAGGCCGUAUUACGGCACGUAUUGGAUACACGGACAAGGAGCUACCCUUUGGAGAGAAAGACACAAAGUCCAAAGUGACUCUUCUGGAAGGAGACCACAUCCAGUUCAACAUUUCUACUGACCGCAGAGACAAGCUGGAGAGAGCCACUAAUAUCGACAUUCUGCCGGAUACCUUCAACUUCACUAAGGAGUCUAGAGAAAUGGGAGUGAUUGCAGCCAUUCGAGAUGGUUUUGGUUUUAUUAAAUGUGUGGAUCGAGAUGCCAGGAUGUUCUUCCACUUUAGUGAGGUUUUAGAGGAAGCCCCAUUGCACAUCUCAGAUGAAGUCGAGUUCACUGUUGUGCCUGAUAUGCUGUCCGCCCAGAGGAACCAUGCAGUGCGUAUAAAGAAGCUACCUAAAGGCACAGUGUCCUUCCACACUCAGUCGGAGCAGCGUUUCAUGGGAGUCAUUGACAAAGAAGUGCCGUCUGCUGCUAAGAACGUCAGCCCUUCGAAGGCCAAAGAUCCAAAAGAACCUGAGGAAGGAGUGAUUGCAUAUGAAGACUGUGGAGUGAAGCUGACCAUCCCGUACUUUGCCAAGGACCUGGAGGGAACAUCCACCCCACAGGCUGGAGAUAAGGUGGAAUUUUCUAUCAAUGAAGUGAAGAGGACUGGUCUGCAGAGUGCAGUGUCUGUCAGAGUUUUAAACAGGAACAGCUCCAACGCCAAAAGACUCCAUGGUUUUGUGGCCACUCUGAAGGACAACUUUGGCUUUAUUGAAACUGCAAAUCAUGAUCAGGAGAUCUUCUUUCAUUAUAGUGAGAUGUGUGGAGAUGUUGAUAACCUCGACUUGGGCGACACAGUUGAAUACACAAUGUCUAAAGGAAAAGGAAACAAAGUCAGUGCUGAGAAGGUUACAAAGGUGGCCCCAGUGAACAGUAUUGGUGAUGAUGUAAGUACAACUAUCAUGGUGGGGAAGGUUGUUCGCCCUUUGCGCAGUGUGGACCCCUCCCAGAAUGAAUAUCAGGGACUUAUUGAAAUAACAGAAGAAGGUGCAAAUAAAGGCCAGAAUUAUCCAUUUGGAAUCAUGGGCAUGUCCUCUAAGUCAGACUGCUUGCAGAAAGGAGAGUCUGUGAAGUUCCAAGUUUGCACUAUCCCACAGACUGGGCAGAAAAUGGGCUGUAACAUUGUCCCUCAGAGAAGAGCCACUGUGGAGUCUGUCAAAGACCUGUUUGGAUUCAUCACGUAUGAAGUGGGCGACAGCAAAAAACUGUUUUUUCACGUAAAAGAGGUGCAGGACGGACUGGAGCUCCAGACAGGGGAUGAGGUGGAGUUCUCAGUGGUCCUCAAUCAACGCACAGGAAAAUGUAGUGCCUGCAAUGUCCGCCGAGUUAGUGAAGGGCCUAAACAGGUAGUGGCCCCUCGUCCUGACCGCCUGGUGAACAGGCUCAAAAGCAUCACUCUGGACGACGCCAGUGCCCCCCGUCUUGUCAUCGUCAGACAACCUCGUGGUCCAGACAGUUCAAAGGGCUUCAGUGUGGAGAGGAAGACCCGUCAGCCUGGUGUGAUUGACUGA